This is a messenger RNA of Cannabis sativa, 1979 nucleotides long. Its product is annotated as protein ASPARTIC PROTEASE IN GUARD CELL 1. Lineage: Eukaryota; Viridiplantae; Streptophyta; Magnoliopsida; Rosales; Cannabaceae. Gene Ontology annotation, molecular function: aspartic-type endopeptidase activity. The transcript has a single exon. Gene Ontology annotation, biological process: proteolysis. The record is from RefSeq and is a predicted model, not a curated record. Bases 221 to 1702 code for a protein of 493 amino acids.
ACACCAUAUCUACUCAUAAAUACUAAUGCCAAAAAAGUAAUGCUCAUGCUCAUAUCAUAUGAAUACGAGAGUUCAAAAUUACCAUUUAAUACCACGUGUCAACUUAUUACAAUGUGAAACAGGUUGAGGAAAGAUUAUUAGCCACAGCAGAUUUUUAAUCAGUCAAUAAAAAAAAAGCCAGACGACUCACAGUCUCCAUUUUCAUCUUCAUCUUUCUCCAAUGGCGGCAAUUACUCCAUUACUCUUCUUCUUCCUCACUUUGCUAUUCUCUUUCAAAUUUUCAUCUACUGAAUCCCACAAUCCCAAUACAGUAGCCAUUCUCGAUGUCUCAGCUUCACUCCAGCUCACACAUACCGUCCUUUCCUUCAACCUCCAAACCCUAAACCCCACCACCACCACCACUACUGUCCAACAAAUUAUACCCUCAAAUUUUACUUCUUCUUCUUCAUUCUCUCUGCUCCUCCACUCGCGAGACUCGCUCCUCACCACCAACCACAGCGACUACAAGAGCCUUUUUCUCUCUCGACUCGCCCGCGACUCAAACCGAGUCAACUCGCUCAAUGCCAAGCUUCAGCUGAAACUCAGCAACAUCCGUAAAUCUGAUCUCCGACCAGUGGAGACCGAGAUUCGACCAGAAGAUCUCUCAACGCCCAUAAUCUCCGGUGUAAGUCAGGGAAGCGGCGAAUACUUCGCUCGGAUCGGAGUCGGUACUCCGGCAAAUCAAUACUACAUGGCGAUCGACACAGGUAGCGACGUUAACUGGCUUCAGUGCGAACCUUGCUCCGAUUGCUACCAAGAAACCGAUCCGAUAUUCCAACCCGAAUCAUCAUCUUCGUACAAUCCUCUCACCUGCGAUUCACGCCAAUGCGUCGCCCUCGAAACCUCCGCCUGUAGAAACAACAGGUGUUUAUACCAGGUCGCUUAUGGCGACGGUUCUUACACCGUCGGUGAUUUCGUCACCGAAACGCUGUCGUUUGGUAAGUCAGGUUCAAUAAACGGCGUCGCUUUGGGAUGCGGCCACGAUAACGAAGGCUUAUUCGUUGGAUCCGCAGGCCUAAUUGGGCUUGGCGGCGGCCCAUUAUCACUCACUUCACAGACCAAAACGUCAUCGUUUUCGUACUGUCUCGUGAAUCGUGAUCAAGCAGGCGCGUCUUCCACACUCGAGUUUAAUUCACCUCUUCCCAGCGAUUCAAUCACCGCUCCAUUGCUCAAAAACGGUAAAACGACGACGUUUUACUACGUACAGCUAAUGGGAAUGAGCGUAGGAGGUAAGGCCAUUUCCGUUUCACCUGAGGUUUUUCAGGUCGACGAAUCGGGUGACGGUGGCGUAAUCGUCGACUGCGGAACCGCCGUGACUCGUCUCCGGACUCAGAUCUACGAGUCACUACGCGACGAGUUCAAGAAGCUUACUCCGAAUCUUAGGUCGACUAAUGGUGUGGCGUUGUUCGACACGUGUUACGACUUCUCGUCGUUAUCGACUGUGCGUGUUCCGACGGUGUCGUUUUUGUUCGCCGGUGGGAAAUCGUGGACGUUACCGGCGAAGAAUUAUCUGAUUCCGGUAGAUUCGUCGGGAACGUUCUGUUUCGCUUUCGCACCAACGACGUCGUCUUUGUCGAUAAUUGGCAAUGUUCAACAACAGGGGACACGUGUCAAUUUUGACUUGGCUAAUUCUCGUGUUGGAUUCUCGCCUGGUAAAUGUUAGGAUUAUAUUUAAUGAUAAUUAUAUAUAAAAUAAAGUAUUUAAUUAAGUAUUUAUAUAAAGAGUUAUUGUUAAUGGUUGGAUUUAAUUAAGGUUAAUUGUAAAAAAAAAUGUUGAAAAGAGGAGGAGAAAGUAGUAGUACGUUAGUGAGUGUGUGUGGGGCCCAUCUACAUAAAAUCUAUUAAAGGGAUAUAGUUGUAUUCAUAAAUGUAGUUUGCUUUUUCUAGUUCACUCUCAUUAUUAGUUUUAUAUAAAUGGUAAUGUGUCUAUUUAUUUACGA